GCAGAUCGCCAGCGGGAAAUCAAAUUAUAAUGCAAUUUGUGGUGAUUGUAUUUGUGGCUUUGUUCGCCUUGUCAACGGCUCAGUUUGGUGGACCCUUUGGUGGCAUCAUAAGGGAAUUUGAGCGAGUGGAACAACAGCAACAACAGGGCGGCUUUGGUAACGGCCUACCACAGCAACAGCAACAGCAACAAAAACAAAGCGGCUUUGGUGGCGGCCAGCAGAAUCAGGAGCAACAGCAGGAGCAAGGUGUCAUUCUGAGAGGUCCCUUUGGCGGUGGCAUUGAAUUCUUUCAGGGACAACAGCAUGAGCAAGAACAGAAUGGCGGAGGAGGAGGUCAACAGCAGCAACAGCAGGAGAAUCUAUUCGAUCUGUUUGGUUGA
Messenger RNA from Drosophila guanche, 380 nucleotides. RefSeq names its product enhanced filamentous growth protein-like. The transcript is spliced from 2 exons. Bases 30 to 380 code for a protein of 116 amino acids. NCBI's taxonomy places the organism in Eukaryota, Metazoa, Arthropoda, Insecta, Diptera, Drosophilidae. The record is from RefSeq and is a predicted model, not a curated record.